AUGAGUGAUGGGAUGUACGUCAAAGGUUUUGUAGAAGACGUGCCUAUAGUAAUCACUGCUGAUACCGGUGCUUCAAAGACAGUUAUAUCUUUAAAGGUUUUCAAAAGUAUAAACCAAGGGAGACAACCAGCCCUAGAAAAAUCAUCUUGUUUGAUAAGAGCAGGAGGCACACCAAUUCAGGAGUGUGUCAAGGCAAAAUUCACUUUGAAGCUUGGACCUUUAGAGAUAACUAGUGAGGCGAUCAUUGCUGAUAUAGAAGAUGAGGCGCUUCUGGGGUAUGAUGUUUUAAAGGGUUGCGAGCAUGGAGCGGCUGAUAUUUUGCUAAGCAAAAAUAAAAUAGUGCUUGACGGUGUGGAAAUCCCAUGUUUCCAGGUGGGCAAGAAUGAUAAAACUAGGAGGGUAGUUGUUGCUGAUGAUGUGAACAUACCAGGGCAAUCAGAGAUGAUCAUUGAUGUGUAUGUCAAUGCUGAAAUAGGAAAAGCUGAGAAGAUAGAAUGGAUAGUAAAUGUCAUAGCAGAGCAAGAGAAUACCAGCGAGACUGAAAACCAAGCACAGGUGAGAAGGGUCGAAACAAGGUCAAAUAAACAUGAUGGAGAUAUGCAGUUGCCUUUUGAGCCAUCAACUGAAGAAAAGGUCCCAAGACAUCUUCAUGAUCUUUUCUCCAAGACCGUUCAAGGUAGAUCUGAAAAGGAAAAGCAGGUCAUAGCAGGACUCUUUGUAAAGUACAGCAGCACCUUCUCAACUGACGAAUGGGACAUUGGGCUGACGAGCCUGAUAGAGCAUUCUAUAGAUACAGGUGAUGCAAAGCCCAUAAAACAAAGGCCAAGAAGAGUGCCUCUUGCUUUCGAUAACGAAGAGAAACAUGCUAUAGAAGAUCUACUUAAAAAGGGGGUUAUCCAAACAAGAGGACCAUGA
Mercenaria mercenaria is the source of this 915-nucleotide messenger RNA. RefSeq lists its product as uncharacterized. Bases 1 to 915 code for a protein of 304 amino acids. The record is from RefSeq and is a predicted model, not a curated record. Lineage: Eukaryota; Metazoa; Mollusca; Bivalvia; Venerida; Veneridae. Gene Ontology annotation, molecular function: aspartic-type endopeptidase activity. The transcript has 2 exons. Gene Ontology annotation, biological process: proteolysis.